Molecule: messenger RNA, 570 nt
Organism: Angiostrongylus costaricensis
Lineage: Eukaryota; Metazoa; Nematoda; Chromadorea; Rhabditida; Metastrongylidae
Source: the annotation of a GenBank genome assembly
AUGGGCUUUUUCUCCUCCCUUUCGCAGAUUCUUGGCGUAGGGCGACGACAAGUAAACGUUAUAGUGGUCGGUCUGGAUAAUUCCGGAAAGACGACAAUGUUGAAUUAUCUACGAACUCCGGAAACGGCGACAACGCAAAUUGCUCCAACAGUUGGAUUCUCAGUUGUGAACUUCAUCACAAACAACUUCAGCUUCACCGCUUUUGACAUGGCCGGCCAAGGAAAGUACCGUAACCUAUGGGAGACGUACUAUGUGAAUUCGCAAGGGGUGAUUUUUGUUGUCGAUAGUGCGGAUCGACUACGUAUGGCUGUAGCCAGAGACGAAUUAUGGAUGAUCCUCGAUCAUAAAGAUGUUGCCGGACGACCGGUGAUUUUGGCAAAUAAAACGGACGUAAAGGAUGCGAUGACAUCGAAAAGUAAUAUUACGAUAUUUUUUGAUUUAGGAUUGGAUUUAAUCCGAGGCCACAAAUGGAAUAUUCAUGGCACAUGCGCCCUGAACGGCGCGGGUAUUCAACGGGCGCUCGAGUGGUUGACGAAAGAGAUCAAAUCCUAUUUAGACUCACAAAAAUAA